Molecule: messenger RNA, 1038 nt
Organism: Phaedon cochleariae (mustard beetle)
Lineage: Eukaryota; Metazoa; Arthropoda; Insecta; Coleoptera; Chrysomelidae
Source: the annotation of a GenBank genome assembly
AUGUCUUCACUCCUACUGUCUCUUCCAGAACUUUUCAAGUCCUAUCAGGCUUGGGUUAGAAAAAAUCCACAGUCUUUGGGUGACUGGGAAAAUUCAGCAAAAUGGAUUUCCUACUUCAUAGCAGGCAGAAUCAACAAUUCUCAUGUUGUAUCUGAGCUUGUCUACUGUCUAUCAAAUCUACUAGUUUUCUUCAAUGACCAAAUAAUUAAAAAUACUCAUCAUAUUCAUUCAAGAGGUACAGUGGAAAAAAUAAAGCUGUGGUUGACCGUCAUAGAAUAUUCUGAGGUAUUCUGUGAACUUUCUGCUAGUAAACUCUGGGGAGCAACUGGAAAGUGGAUGAUCAUCAUAUGCAUACAAGUUUUUAAAUGCAUAUCCAGAUUGUUUCUUGUGUUUCACUACAAAGAACCUAUAAUUCAGAGCCCCCCUAUACCAGUUUUGGAUAGGAAGAAUGUAAAUAACACAGAAUCAAACAACCCAGUGAAUGGUAAUGCACCUGAACAAUUUGAGUCAGUUUCAUUCACUCUAAAACAGUCAGGAAGAGUUGUUCGUAAAGUUGAUUCAUCCCCUCCAAUAGCCAUGAGAAAUUGGAAGCCAUUGGAAAAAAGUCCAAGUUUUAGUUGUGAAAACAACCAAAGCAUUGAUCAAGCAAUAGCUAAGAGACAGCUUAUUGCUGAGACUGUAUAUAUUGCUAAACCUAUAGUGCAUUUGGCUUCCUCAGCUUUUUUUGGAACUAACACAUGGAAACCCUGGUUGAUUGCUUUAGCUAUGGAUAUGACUAGUAUGGAACUCUACCGCUCCUGUAAGGUUAAAAAUAUCACCUCUCUAUCAACACAGCAACGCAUGCAGAUAUCCAGGAGAACAUUGGUUCUCAUCUUGUACCUGUUGAGGUCCCCCGUAUAUGAGAGAUACAGUAAAGACAGGGUGAACACAUUAUUACUUGCUCUCAGCAAGAUCCCACUGGCCAGCAUGAUUUGCACCCCAUUGGCGCAAUAUCUGCCUUUCUGGCAGAGCACAUAUUUUUAUAUGUGGUCAUCAUAG